AACUCUUGUUAUUUAAAAGCGAUCACAACAGUAAAAAGUUGAUUCAGUUGAUUUCUCAUUAUCUUCAUUUAAUUGUCUCAAACUGUUGAAACAGAAAUCAUGUAUCUCUACCUGUUCAUGUUAAUCACAGUUCUAAUUUCAACUGGACAAUCAAAAAAAGUAAAUGGACCUUGUCCAAUAAAAAUCAAAGAUAUUGAAACAAUUGACACCGAACGAUACCUAGGUAAAUGGUACGAUAUUUACGUGGACCCAAAUCAACGCAAUUGUCCAAAAGUUUUGAACUGUACAUUGAAUCUGUAUCGCAGUUACAUGGAGGACAAACAUGUAUUCAAUGUUAAUUACUAUUCGUUGGAUGGUCCAUACAAAGUAUUUUGUUCAUUUGGACUUUACCAAUAUGAUUACGAUGUUGAUGCAAAACUUUUCGCCGAUGCAUACAAUAAUCCAGUUUACAUUUUGGACACUGAUUAUGAUAAUUACGCUGUUGAGGUUGGAUGUUUAGCCAGUGACGAUGAAAAAACUCACGAAGAGAGGAUUGUUAUUCGAUCUCGAACCAAAUCAAUGGACGAUGAUUUACUUGGACAAUUGAAGAGAAAAAUUGUCGACUUUGGUUUCGCUGAACCAGAGUUAAUUGCUCAGGAUUACAGUUCGUGCCCCGAUUAUGAACCUUGGAUUUAAUCAUUUCGAUCUGAUUAAUAUUAUUGAUUAUAAAGAUACAAUAUACUCACAA
This is a messenger RNA of Panonychus citri (citrus red mite), 727 nucleotides long. RefSeq names its product lopap-like. Gene Ontology annotation, molecular function: pigment binding. The transcript has 4 exons. NCBI's taxonomy places the organism in Eukaryota, Metazoa, Arthropoda, Arachnida, Trombidiformes, Tetranychidae. The record is from RefSeq and is a predicted model, not a curated record. The coding region runs from base 100 to 675 and encodes 191 amino acids.